This is a messenger RNA of Harpia harpyja (harpy eagle), 2062 nucleotides long. RefSeq lists its product as uncharacterized. The transcript is spliced from 10 exons. Gene Ontology annotation, biological process: protein targeting to membrane; peptidyl-L-cysteine S-palmitoylation. The record is from RefSeq and is a predicted model, not a curated record. The coding region runs from base 1 to 1641 and encodes 546 amino acids. Gene Ontology annotation, cellular component: Golgi apparatus; endoplasmic reticulum. NCBI's taxonomy places the organism in Eukaryota, Metazoa, Chordata, Aves, Accipitriformes, Accipitridae. Gene Ontology annotation, molecular function: protein-cysteine S-palmitoyltransferase activity.
AUGGCGGGGCCCGGCCCGGGCCACCGGGGGCCCGGAUCACCGGGGGCGGCUGGGGGCGUCGAGGGGGCUGGGCCGCAUCGCAGGGCGCUGCGGGGAAGGGGAAGGGUCAGGCCCGCGGCGGGGGGAGCUCCGGACGCCCCGGACCCCCCCGCCCGGACCCCGCCCUGGUACCUGCGGGUGGCGAGAACGCCUCAGUGCCGCCCGGCCGCCGCCGCCAUCUUGGAACGGGGAAAGAGAGAGCGAGCGCGCGGGGUGGGCCGUGGUGACGGAAGGGGGCGGAGCCUCCCUGACGUGGCAGGUGUUAAAGGGGCCGUUCGGGAGCACGUCCCGUGUACCCCCCCGGCGGCGGUUCCGGCGGGCGGGGUCAGGGUGGGGAUAGGGCCCCGCUCGGGCAGGAGGGGCCGGGGUGGUGUCACCCAGGUCCCUGGGGCAGGCUGGGACCCGCGGGUCCCGGCUGGGGGUGGCAAAGGGGGACGCGGCCCCACGGGCCUUGAGGGGAGCGGGCGGAGGGCCACUCGGGGUGCUGGGGGGGACAGGGGGAGCCCGGGCGAGUGGCCGGCAGGGGAGGCGGGCCCCGGGGGGCGCUGCGGGAUCCCGGGGCGCCGGCGGGGUGACGGGCGGCGGGACCCGGGGGAGCCCGAGCCGGCGGCAGGGGGUGGGGCUCCUCGUGGACCGCCCAAAGGGGCGUGUCCACCUCAAGCUCCUCCCCCGCUCAGUUGCCGCGGCAACCGCGGACGCCACCGCACCCCCUUCCGCGUGGCGGCGGCGGCGGCCGGGCGGUGCGGGCGGGACCCGUGCGGCGCCCUCUGCCCGCUGCUCACCUACCUCGGCGUGGGCUACGCCGACUACGCCGUGCUGGCCCACGUCCUGCCGCAGCCCGCCCUGCGCGGCAGCCCCUGGUGCCCUUUCCACGCUGCCGCCUUCAACCUUAUCGUCCUGCUGCUGCUGGCCUGCCACGCCCGCGCCGUCCUCGCCGACCCCGGCGUGGUUCCCCUCCCCGACACCGCCAUCGACUUCUCCGACCUGCGCAGCGGGGCCCUGCGGAAGCCCGAGCGGAGCCAGGAGGACUGGACGGUGUGUGACCGCUGUGAGGCAUACCGACCACCUCGUGCCCACCACUGCCGCAUCUGCCACCGCUGCGUGCGCCGCAUGGACCACCACUGCCCCUGGAUCAACAACUGCGUCGGGGAGUUAAACCAGAAAUACUUCAUACAGUUCCUCUUCUACGCCGGGCUGGCUAGUCUCUACGCUGCAGGGCUGGUGCUGGCCGCCUGGCUGGGACCGGCAGGCAGGAGCCCGGCAGGGAUGGCAGCGGGAGGAAACAUUGCCAACAACCGUGUCCAGACGGCUCACUGCAUCAUCCUGCUGCUGGAGUCCCUCUUCUUCGGGGCCUUUGUCACUGUCGUGUUUUAUGAUCAGGUCAUGUCGAUCAUCACGGACAAGACGCCCCUAGAGCAACUCCGCAAUCGGGGGUUGAAGGAGACGAACCGGGAGGGGCCACGUCCCCUGAAACCCAAACUGGUGCUGCUGCGGGAGGUGUUUGGGCGAGGUUUCAUGCUUUGCUGGCUCUUCCCCUGGAGCUGCAGCACCCCCCCAGGCAAGGGUCCCAUGUACAGCCCCCUGCCCAGCCGCUAUGUCUGAGCUCCCUGCACUCGCCAUGCGAGAGAAUGCUGGAAACACACCAAUGACAGCUUCAUGCCGGGAUGCGAAGCUGUGACUGAGCUUCACUGCCUCCGUGCCCAGCCACAUGAGCCCUCUGCCCACCCGGGGGUGAAUCGGCUGCCCCCAAAGCCAGGGCAUCUACCCGGCAGCACCAAGCCAGUGCAGCAGUGAGCUCCUGGGGCUCUCCGGCAGAGUGGGUGCCUGGCCCCGCUGUCCCUGGGGUGCAGUGGGGCAGGAUUCUCCACGCCGGGAUGUCUCGGAGCAGGCUGGCAGCAUAGCUGGGCCCCAUGUACCUGCAGCUCUGGCUGCCAUCUCAAGAGACAGGUACAGACCUCUGGCCACCCUGGGGGGCUGCGCACAGCCGGGAGGAGGCACCCAAUAAAGUCUCGUUCUGGGCAAG